Molecule: messenger RNA, 825 nt
Organism: Wasmannia auropunctata (little fire ant)
Lineage: Eukaryota; Metazoa; Arthropoda; Insecta; Hymenoptera; Formicidae
Exons: 1
Coding region: 1-825 (274 amino acids)
Source: RefSeq, a predicted model, not a curated record
AUGUCGAAGGACAAAACAAUCACGGUGGAGGACAUGGACGGAAACGUGAGCAGGAUCUCCGUAAGGAUACCAAACUUUUGGGCAGAAGAACCGGAGCUAUGGUUCGCACAAUUGGAAGGCCAGUUCGCACUCCUCAAUGUAACGGAAGACGACGCCAAAUACGCCUUCGUCCUCGCACGGAUCGAACCAAAGCAAGCCCGGGAGAUCAAAGACCUGAUCACGCAACCACCGCUAACGCACAAGUACGAGACUAUAAAAAAGGCGUUAAUACAAAGGCUAACGGAUUCCCAAGGACAACGGAUCCGGCAAUUACUCGAACACGAGGAUAUAGGCGACAGAAAGCCGUCACAAUUCUUGCGCCACCUGAGUACCUUGGCAGGCACAACUGUAUCAAAGGAAUUGCUACGAACACUAUGGCUAGCAAGGCUGCCACAAAAUAUGCAAGCAAUACUAGCCACGAGAACAGAGGACAGGCUAGAAGACGUCGCAGAACAGGCUGACAGGAUCCACGAAGUCAGCGGCAAGACGACAGUCAUGGCAACCGCAGUACCCACCGGCACGGAGAGCAGAAACCCAUGGGAAUUACAGAUCGCAGCACUGAGCAAACAGGUCGCAGAUUUGACAACAGAAGUCACGAAGAUGGCGAGAAACCGGGAGAGAUCUCGGAGCCGACACAGAAGUCAAGCAAGAGACAGACCGAGAUGGCGAAGCAGAUCCCCAGCACAGGAGGGAGUUUGUUUCUACCACCGACGCUUCGGAGACAAGGCAAUGAAAUGCACGACACCGUGCAACUACAGGACAAAAAACUCCGAGGCAAGUCAUUGA